AUGGCUCUUGCUUGGUUAAACAAAGAAGCCCACAUCAACCGUCCCAAACCAUUAAAGUUCUUCAACUUUUGGUCCAAUCAUCCUAAUUUCCUUGAAGAAGUCACUCUUUCAUGGCAGCACCCAAUUUAUGGUAAUCCUAUGCAUGCUCUUUUUCUUAAACUUAAACGUCUCAAGCCUUGUUUACAAGCUUUGAACAAUAACUUUUACAGUAACUUAUCUGCUCGUGUCAAUCUCAAAAAAUUAGAGCUGGAACAAGUACAAAUUUAUACUCUUAAAGGUAUCAACCCUCUUGAUAAGGAAAUGUCCAUUCAAAAUAAGCUUGAUGCCCUUGAAGAAGCUGAAAAUAUAUUUUUGAAGCAAAAAACUAAAGUCAAAUGGCUAAAAGAGGGAUACAAGUGCACCAAGUAUUUUCACUCAGUCAUGGCCACUAAAAAUAAAAAUGGCACUAUAAGGGUUCUUAUCAAUGCUCAAGAGAAAAGGCUGGAUUCUUUUGAAGAUAUGUCCACAGAAGUCCUUGAUUUUUUCAAAUCUCAAUUAGGUACUGCUGAUCCUAAUUUACAGCAUGUUGAUCCUCAGUACUUGAAAAGAGAUGAUUUUAUCAAAGCUACCAUAUUCUUCUUCCAAGAAGCUUCCAUCUUGCCUGUUUUUAAUUAUACUAUUAUAUCUUUGAUUCCUAAGCUUCAAAAUCCCAGCACUGUUAAAGAUUACAGACCUAUCUCUUGCUGCUCUGUGGUGUACAAAACCAUCUCCAAAAUCCUUUUUAAAAGACUGAACAAGCUGCUGCCAGAAGUUAUUUCUCCCAACCAGUCUGCUUUUGUUAGAGGAAGAACUAUAAUAGACAAUACUCUCAUUGCUCAAGAAUUAGUGAAAGGUUAUGGAAGAAAGCAAAUAUCUCCUAGGUGUGCUCUCAAAAUUGACCUCCAAAAGGCAUUUGACUCUCUUCAUUGA
Hibiscus syriacus is the source of this 948-nucleotide messenger RNA. RefSeq lists its product as uncharacterized. The record is from RefSeq and is a predicted model, not a curated record. Bases 1 to 948 code for a protein of 315 amino acids. The transcript has 2 exons. Lineage: Eukaryota; Viridiplantae; Streptophyta; Magnoliopsida; Malvales; Malvaceae.